Messenger RNA from Misgurnus anguillicaudatus (oriental weatherfish), 2434 nucleotides. The record is from RefSeq and is a predicted model, not a curated record. NCBI's taxonomy places the organism in Eukaryota, Metazoa, Chordata, Actinopteri, Cypriniformes, Cobitidae.
CAGAAUGGAUCAUCUGCUGAGGACGAACUGCAUGAUAUAGGAGAGCACCAGACCAUACAAGGACCAGAGGCUGACAGACCCAACCCAAAUCCGUCACAGGAUGGAAAUUGUGGAGAUGACCUUUUGUACCCUGGAGCACCAAUUACCAAAGGUCAAAGUUUGCUCCUUCUAAUGGCCUACGUCCUGAGGCAUAACCUGACCGGGAUCGCUCUGGACCAUCUUUUACGGAUUUUUAAUGAACUUUUCCCUGCACUGAUAGCAGCAACCUCGUAUCUCUUCCAUAAAUCCUAUGGCGAGUAUGUGCCCCAUUUCUACUGCCAUCAGUGUUCAAAUUAUAUUGGAACAAAUGAAUGUGGUUUGACACAAUGUGUUCUGUGUGAGGCAGAAUUUGAUGUGGUUGCUGGUCUAGAAAAGGGUUCAUAUUUUUGGUUACCAGUUUAUCUUUGCAAAUUAAAGAGAUUCUGGAAAAACCCAACAUCAAAAUCCAAAGACAUACAUCAACUCCAGGUUUAAUUUGUGAUGUUUAAUGCGGAGGGGAGUAUAGAAGGCUUAAAGAUAGUGGUGAUAUAGGUGAUGAUGACAUCAGUCUGAUCUGGAACAGUGAUGGCAUCCCUGUUUUUAAAAGCUCUAGAUGCCAAAUAUGGCCUAUUCAGUGCCAAAUCAUAGAACUACACCCUACAGACAGGAAGAACAACAUAUGUGUUCCUUGUCUUUGGUUUGGAGAGAGCAAGCCUAAUAUACAUACUCUCCUAAUUCCAUUUUUAAAAGAGCUACAGGAACUUCAAAGUAAUGGGAUCACCUGGAGAGAUGGUUGCUCAAAGGUGCAUGCACUUGUAUGUAGUGCAGAUUCAGUUGCAAGGCCACUUCUCCAAAAUAAGAAACAGUUUAAUGGCAUUUAUGGCUGUGACUUCUGUUACCACAGAGGUGGAGGCUCCUAUCCAUAUGUUAUUCCUGAACCCUGUCUUCGUACAGAAGUUGAGCAUUUUGUUAAUGCCAUGAAUGCAACACCUCAGCAGCCCAUAAUGGGAGUGAAACGACCAAGUCAACUAAUGAAACUAGACAAAUUUCAAAUGGUGCAAGGCUUUGUUCCAGAAUAUCAGCAUAGUGUAUGCCUUGGAGUUACAAGACAGCUGACUUCUCUGUGGUUAGAUUCCACAAACCAUCAGCAUGGUUGGUACAUAGGCACCCAAACUGAGAAAAUUGAUGAAGUGCUUACAAAAAUUUCACCACCAACUGAGAUCACAAGAGUACCACGAUCUAUGCAAGAAAGGAAGUUCUGGAAGGCAUCUGAAUGGAGGUUGUUUCUUUUGUUUUAUGCUUUGCCUGUUUUAAAUGGCAUCCUCCCCAGAAAAUACUGGAAUCAUCUUUUUCUUUUGGUUUUUGCAGUAUAUCAUCUACUGCAAGAAAGGAUCAGAGAGGCCAAGGUGGUGAUAGCAUUGAAAAAAUUUGUCAGGGAGUUUCAGGGGUUAUAUGGCACAGCUAAUGUGUCAUUUAAUGUGCACCUCAUGACACACUUGGCUGCGAGUGUAAGGAACUGGGGACCAUUGUGGGCCACAUCCACAUUUUCCUUUGAAUUUUUUAACGGCACCCUUUUGACAUAUUUCAAUGGCACCACUCAUGUCCCUGUCCAAAUAAUGAAAAGGUACCUUAGGGAGAGGAGUCUCACAAAGAAAGGAGCAACAGUUAUGCAAAAUGCUAACAAGUAUGUCGAAGAUCUUUUCUGUGAACUACAGGGCAGAAAGUGUUCAACUGACAAAUCAGUUCAGAUCAGUGCCCAUGUCAGAGUUUUUGCUAAAUCAGUACAGACAGAUGUCUCGGUUUUACACAUGCUUGGAAUAGAAGACCUACUAGGUGUUAGAGUGAAACAAGCCUACUACUACAACCGUUUCAUUGUGAAAGGAAUACUGUAUCACUCUGACACAAACCACUGCCUACAGAAAAGAAUCAACUCUGUUGUUGAGUUGCAGAAUGGCACAUUAGUCAGAAUUGUGAAUUUGGUCGUUUCUGGUGUAACACACUGUGUUUUGGUCAAGGAGCUUGUUAAGUCUGGGAGAAAGCUGUGCAGAAACACAACACUUAAUAUUGCAUCAAGCUUUGUGUAUCAAGUGUCUGAGUGCAAUAUAGUGUAUGCCAUCCAUCCAGAGUCACUGACUCGCAAAUUUGUCAUGGUUAAGUGCAGGGAGAAGGUAUAUGUUAUUCCCCUGCCAAACAACAUUGAACGAGACUAAUGUGGCAUCAAGACAAUUGUCAUAAGCUGAAUACUGCCAAGAAGUCCUGAGAUUCCAUGAGACCUAUUGAAUUGACAUAUAAAUACAAUAUCGGUACAAACAAUUACUGUUCUUUACCUGUUACAUAAAGUGACCCUUCUGUCAAUUAAGUGUUUGUGCAUUAAUACAUGAUGGUAACAAAUAAAGUUAACUAUAUGUCUUACUCA